This is a messenger RNA of Heterobasidion irregulare TC 32-1, 558 nucleotides long. RefSeq lists its product as uncharacterized. The record is from RefSeq and is a predicted model, not a curated record. The coding region runs from base 1 to 558 and encodes 185 amino acids. The transcript has 4 exons. Lineage: Eukaryota; Fungi; Basidiomycota; Agaricomycetes; Russulales; Bondarzewiaceae.
AUGUCCUCCAACCUCAAUAAUUCGGGCAAUACUUUCGGCAACGAUGAUCAGUUCGACAACCUCAGCGGCGGUCGCCAGCAGCAAGGCGGCCUCUCCGACCAGAGCCAAUGGGACCCGAACUCUAAGACCUCUGGCCAAGGUAACUGGGACAACAACUCUGACGUACCCACAGGCGGAGGCACUGGACUCGACAGGGGUUCUGACACCUCUGGCGGCGGCUUCAACCGUCAGUCCGGCGACCAGGGCUUCCAGUCGGAUGACUACAGCUCUGGCACCCGCGGGUCGUCCGGUUUUGACGACUCCCAGACCGGCACAGGCAUCGGAGGCAACGACCAGUCGCGCUUUGGCACCACUGGUUCUGGCGCCGGUUACGAUCAAGAUGACAAUGCGUACGGGGGCGGUCAGCAGCGCGGUGCGGGUACCGGGGGUGGAAAGGCUUCGAUGACUGAUAAGUUGAGAGGCACCGCUGAGAAGAUGACCGGUAAAAUGACUGGCGACUCGAACCUCGCUCAAAGAGGGCAGGAACGCAAGGCUGGUGACUACAACCGCGACUUCUAG